CAAAUGUGGGAACCAAAAAAAGAUGAAAAGUUCAAAUUUAUUGACACCCUAGAUUACCAUAAAAUGCAAAAAUCGACUAAAAAUGAAGAAGGUACAGAUGAAGAUGCUCCCCGUAUAUAUAGUGUAAGCGGACCAGUGGUAAUAGGUGAGAAAAUGGCCGGCUGUGCAAUGUUUGAGCUUGUGAAGGUGGGCACGAUUGGAAUACUCGGCGAAAUUAUAAAAAUUGAUAAUGAUCGAGUAACUAUCCAAGUGUAUGAGGAAACGAGUGGGCUGAGAGUAGGUGAUCGCAUAGUGCCAUUGCACAAACCGUUAAGUGUGGAGCUAGGUCCUGGACUAUUGGAGAACAUUUUUGAUGGGAUACAGCGGCCUUUAAGGGACAUCUUCGCUGAGAAGAAAGAGAUUUUCAUACCGCGAGGUGUAGACAUCCCGGCAUUAGAUCGCAAUAAAAGAUGGCGCUUUGUGCCCGUAGUGAAAGUGGGUGAUGUACUCGAAGGUGGUGAUAUAUUCGGUGAGGUUGACGAAAAUACACUGGUGAAACACCGGAUUCUAGUUCCGCCUGAUAAAGCGGGUAAAGUCAGUUUUAUCGUUAGCGAAGGGGAGUAUACGCUGAAGGACACGGUGAUGCGUUUAAUCACAAAAGACGGCGAGUACAUGUUGAGAAUGAGCCAUGAAUGGUCGGUACGCACGCCCCGUCCAGUCAAGCAGAAACUAAUGGCCAAUUAUCCGCUGUUUACAGGACAACGGAUUCUUGAUUCAUUGUUCCCGUGUGUACAGGGUGGUACCACGGCCAUUCCCGGAGCAUUCGGGUGCGGUAAGACUGUGAUAUCGCAAAGCCUGUCAAAAUACUCAAAUUCGGAUAUUAUCGUGUACGUGGGAUGUGGUGAGCGGGGGAAUGAAAUGGCGGAGGUGCUUAUGGACUUUCCACAGCUUAAGAUACGGGGUGAAAGCAUUAUGAAACGUACUAUUCUUGUAGCUAACACUUCGAAUAUGCCAGUAGCUGCGCGUGAAGCGAGCAUAUAUACAGGAAUUACUAUUGCUGAAUAUUUCAGGGACCAAGGAUACAACGUGAGUAUGAUGGCUGAUUCAACUAGCAGAUGGGCUGAGGCACUCCGGGAGAUCAGCGGAAGAUUGGCAGAAAUGCCAGCUGAUUCGGGAUAUCCCGCGUAUUUAGCAGCAAAACUUGCGUUCUUUUAUGAAAGAGCAGGUAAGUGUGAGCUGCUUGGCAGUGACGCGAGAAAUGGCAGUGUUACGAUUGUAGGUGCCGUAUCACCACCAGGUGGGGACUUUUCGGAUCCAGUUACAGCAGCUACACUCGCAAUUGUGCAAGUCUUCUGGGGAUUGGAUAAAAAAUUGGCACAAAGGAAGCAUUUUCCUUCGAUAAAUUGGAAUCUGAGUUAUUCUAAAUACAUUAAGAGCCUUGAGGAAUACUACAACAGAAUCGAUCCCAGGUUCAUUACCGACAGAAAGCUAUGUAAGGAGAUUUUACAAAUGGACGACGAUUUAAAUGAAAUUGUUCAAUUGGUCGGCAGAAAUUCAUUGAGCGAACGAGAUAAGCUUACAUUAGACGUAUCGAAACUGAUCAAAGAAGACUUUCUACAGCAAAAUGGAUAUUCUGAGUAUGACCACUACUCGCCAUUCCUCAAGACAAGGCUUAUGUUGAGCAACAUCAUUCUUUACUACCAAAACUCACUUAGAUGUAUUCAAAAUGGUAUCUUGUGGGACAAAAUACGCAAAAAAACCAACGAUGUGUUUAUCAAACUCAUGAAAAUGAAAUUUGAGUACGGUGAUGGAUUGGAGAAAGCGUUGUUUGCCGUCAAAAAGCAAAUUGAAGAUGAAUUCAAAGUUUUUAUCUGAUAAGUAAAGAGGAUAUUCUUUAAGCCAA
Molecule: messenger RNA, 1882 nt
Organism: Vavraia culicis subsp. floridensis
Lineage: Eukaryota; Fungi; Microsporidia; Pleistophoridae
Product: V-type proton ATPase catalytic subunit A
Exons: 1
Coding region: 4-1854 (616 amino acids)
Biological process (GO): ATP metabolic process; proton transmembrane transport
Cellular component (GO): proton-transporting V-type ATPase, V1 domain
Molecular function (GO): proton-transporting ATPase activity, rotational mechanism; ATP hydrolysis activity; ATP binding
Source: RefSeq, a predicted model, not a curated record